Gracilinanus agilis (Agile Gracile Mouse Opossum) is the source of this 1932-nucleotide messenger RNA. It is a transcript of the gene ANKUB1, whose product is annotated as ankyrin repeat and ubiquitin domain containing 1. The transcript is spliced from 8 exons. Bases 1 to 1932 code for a protein of 643 amino acids. NCBI's taxonomy places the organism in Eukaryota, Metazoa, Chordata, Mammalia, Didelphimorphia, Didelphidae. The record is from RefSeq and is a predicted model, not a curated record. Gene Ontology annotation, molecular function: protein binding.
AUGAAGCCAAGAACAAGUAGGUGCAAUAAAAUGAGGAUAUUCAUCUCUUUUGAAGGAACUUAUGAACCUUUUGAUGUCUGGAGGGACGACACAGUAGAAACUGUAAAGCUGAUGAUAAAAAAUCACUUCCAUAUUCCUUUAACUGAGGACAAACAAGGAAAGAGCUACCUACAACUGAUGUAUGCUGGAGCUGAGUUAAACGACAACUGGAAUCUUGCUGAUAUAGGAGUAUCAGCUGGUUCAAAUCUCAAGUGCUUGGUCAAGAAAGAAAAGAAUCCAAUCCUCCACAUCUUCAAUGCAGUAACCCAAGAAACAAUGCCAAUAAUGGGAAGCAUUUACCUUCUGGGUAAAAAAGUGGCCCAUCUGAAAACACUGAUAACACUAAGAUGUGGCUUUCCAGUGAGUAUCUUUUGUCUCCGGACUCCUCGAGGAAGGGAGAUGUAUGACUGUAACACACUGCUUGAUUACCAAACAGAUAUAGGAACAACACUUCGCCUAGAUGUAUGGGAUGAAUGGAAAGAAUUUCUGAUUGGUUGUCUUAAAGGACAAACGCGUACAGUCAAACGGUAUCUAUCAGAAGAGGAAUCAGUACUCAGGUACCAGAAGAGGGUAGCACUUUAUCUGGCUGCAUUUUAUGGCUAUGUUGAGCUCACAGAGUGGACCCUACGGCAAGGAGCAAAGCCUAAUGAAGCAGUUGGUGUACAUCCCUAUCGAGAAUGGUGUCAUGAAAGUCAUCACCCAGAUAUUAUUAAAUGCCCCAUUCAUGCGGCUGCAGAAACAGGUCAAUUAUUGAUACUUAAGGCCUUCAUCAAUUACAAUGUCAUGUGCCUGGUCUGUAAAAAUGCGGUGGGACAAAUCCCACUGACGAUUGCCCUCAAAAACAGGCAUAAAGACUGUGUGUUAUACUUGGUGUCAAAGAUGUGGUCCACGAUUUCUUAUUCUAAAAUUUCAGUCCCCAUGAGGAUCUAUAUUAAAAUCAAACAAUGGCUUCUCAGAACUCAGCAUCGCAUCCUACAAAGAACAGGACAGAUUGGAACGCAAGCAUUCAGGACUCGAGUUGGAGAUUUUGUCAUGGUGGAUGGUUUUACCCAACCAAAAAUGACCUCUAAGGAAUGGAGUAAAUCUAGGAAAAAGGACAUAAAAAGCAAAGUUUCAAAAAGCAAAGUUUCCAAAUUGCCAAGUGUCCAUGAAAAAAUUCCAAUCAAGAAAACUGUGCAUCCUUCAACAGUUCCACAGCAGCAGAAAAGAAUAGAGAGUGUAAAACUGCCUCCAAUAGAACAAAUAAAGGAGUUCUCAAGUUUACAAGAAUUUCCCUCAAGCAAUCCAGAAAAAAAGAUAACUACAUAUAGGAAGAAGGGAAUUAUGACAAAAAAUCGAUAUUCAGACCAAAUUCCUCUUCCUUUACUUGCUCUGAAGAACUAUACACAUCCUCCCUUUUGCUAUAAAACUCCCAAAGCAGCUUGUUUCUUAAGUUCAUCCCUUCAAUCUUUCUUGGAACACAGUGGGAAGACUACAAGAGAGAAUGCAGUCCACUGCUUAGCUACGGCAAGUGCAUUUAAAGAAAAACCAUGGCUGCAGCAGUUAGAGAUUGCAAAAACCAUGGCAAAGAAGAGUAUUUAUAAUCUGACUACUGAAGACCUGACUUCAAAAGGAAGAUCCUCAGGAGGUUUUUCUUUGAGAAGUGAAAACCCCAACUCAAUGGCCGCAUACGGCAGAAGCAGGAAGCCAAGGUUCAGGAAAAGUGAGGCCUCCCAGCACUGGAGAUCAGGGGCGGGGCUGAGGCCUCGAAGCAAGCGGAACCACCACUCCGAGAGGACGCGGCGCAGCCGGAUCGGUCCGCGGUGGACUUGGCAGACGGAAGCGUUCCCAGACAAGCAGGCGCGCAUCCGCUGCCAGCUUCCGCCACUGCUACAGCCGGGAAUCAGCCCGUAA